AUGGAGCCACGAUCAGAAGGAAAUACGAGAAAUCCGAUCAUUAAUGCUACCGUAUCUGGUGAUGACGGGGGAGACGAAAGCAUGGACCAAUCUUUACAGCAAGAAGACGACGGCAGUCCUUUACUAAACGAUAUGGAAGAAGAACUAAGUGAUCUGGAAGAUCUUUUGGAGAAGGACGUUGAUCUGCAAAAGUAUCCAGAAGGCGCUUCUGUUAGGUAGGCUUUAUUUCACCUUCUUUAUAUUGUCUAGAAAGAAGACCGUCUUGGAGAUCAGGCCUAACGACUUUUCCCACAUCCUUCCAGACGGAUGGAUUGAGAUCACGCAUGAUUGUGGGCUUCCUGUUUACUUGGUUUGUUAUCGUACUUUCGCAUUAACCAAAAAAAUUUUUAUAGCACCGGAAGACUCGUGUCUGCACGUUUGCUCGACCUUAUUUUAUAGGUCCAAACUCAGUGAGGAAGCAUCUGAUUCCUAUUCCUUCAAUUCCUUGCUUGAAUAUGAAAAAACAACUUGAAGAGAUAAAGACCAGAGAUGAGAAAUGCCCAUUCAGGCCUACUCCCAAAGUAGAGAUGGUUACGGUGGGCGACCGGGAACAAUAUUUGAAUGGCGACGAGUUGAAUGAUUACGCGAAGAGUGUUUUUAAAUUCAAAACAAUAGAUGUUGUUAGGUUCUCCAAGUGGUCGGAAACCCGGAAUUUUCAUCGAAACAGGAAACGGAAGCUUCAUGAAGAUGCUAUGCCAGCGUCAGGUAAGAGUCGGCGCGUUUGCGAAGGCAUCUUCCUUAACGAAUAUGUUUAGGCCUUAACAACGACGUCAAACUAAUCACAGUGCCAGAGCUUAAUGAAUCCGCCAAACCUUCUCAACGGACCUUUUGUUUGAAUCCGAUCAACAAAACCUCAGUAACAAUCUUACAUGAAUAUGUUCAGAAGGUUCUAAAGAGCGUAGUUGUGUAUGACUUCACUGAAUUGAGGUUGGUUGUGCGUACGGAUAAUGAGAAAAUUUACUCUUUAGUAGUGCAACAAACCCUUAUCGAUGUGUAUCCAAGCUGAAACAAUCCAAUGCUCUUCAGCAAAUACGACAACAAAAAAGUAUUGAAGCCAAACUCACUCUUCUAAAAGAACGAUACGAAAAGGAAAUGAAUCUCCAUUCGAGCGAGGUCAUUCGAAGUGACCCAUCAGAAGUUGGGGAUGAGACUUUACUGCUUGGCGUUGGAUUCGGGAAAAGUAAAAAGGCAGCAAAGAUGGCUGCUGCCGAAAAAGUUCUGCUAGGACUAAUCCCUGGUCUUACAUUCAAUAACGAGCAUAUUGCUGUAAAUCAAGAAGACGGAGAUCCAUCGCAACCAGAACCUGCUGAACUCUUCGAAUUACUUGAAAUCACCGAUACGAGAGUUCCCGAUUUAUGUCAGAAGACUGGUCGACCGCAGCCUUAUAUGAUACUUCAAGAACUUGUCAGAAGAAACGUCUCACUGGAGGAUACGAGGAUUGAGAUGACAACUGAACAAAAAGGCCAUCAAAGACAUCAAUUCACAAUGAAGUUGGGACAAGACCACACAGUCUCAGUCACGGGAGGUAACAAGAAGGAUGCCAAGCAGAGGGCGUCACAGAUAAUGCUGCAGAAGUUGUUUCCGAAUGCUCAGAACUUUUCGGAUAUCCUAAAACUAUACGAUGACAUGAGUUUUACAUUACAAAAGGAAGCUCAGAAGAUAAAACGACAAAUGUCAUCCAAUCCUGAAGGCAGAGAGCCCGAACAAAGAGGAUGUUCUGAAGCAUUGGGUGUUCAGUUGAGAGAAGCGAUGAAGAUGUUGGACAAGAAGAGUUCUGGAGAUGAUCCAGUCAUCUGCAGACCCCCGGUAGAUCACACUGCUCCGGCUUUGUUUAAAGAGGAAUGCGGGCAAUUCGGUAAACUAUGUGAACGAUAUCGGCAUCUGUUCAAAGACAAUAACCUUCUAGAAUCGAUUAUUCAGUAG
Bursaphelenchus xylophilus (pine wood nematode) is the source of this 1962-nucleotide messenger RNA. NCBI's taxonomy places the organism in Eukaryota, Metazoa, Nematoda, Chromadorea, Rhabditida, Aphelenchoididae. The record is from the annotation of a GenBank genome assembly.